UUUUCGUACAAAAAUGGACAACACAAUGGAAGCUUGUGGCUUAAUCGAAGAUAACAACUGCACAUGCAGAAUAUAUCAGCGUUGUCUCGUCGAAGGGACCUAAUCGAUCAGUGAAACGCGAUGUGGCGACUAAUAGCUAUAGUUUCGUUAUCCCUGCCUUUCAUCGAUGCAGCAGGAUGUCGUGUGUCCAUAAACAAUGGUCUCGGUAAUCCUCAGGCUUUGAUCCUUGAUCCUAAAAAAACGGAAGGUGCAGAAGCUUUCUUCCUGCCCACCGAUGGAGAUGUGAUCGAGUUCAAGGAAAAUCAAUCCGUUCUCUUCGCCUGUCCCGGCGGUAAACUGAUCGUCGGCGAGACGAACAUGAACGUGAAGGAGGCAGAAGGAAAAUGCAAGUCGAACAAGUUCGAGGUGUUAUCGAACACCGUUCGGAUGAACGAAAUCAACUGCACCAGAAUGCCGGCGCACAAGGCCAGGUACACGGGCAACUCCUGCUUGGGAAAAUUCAAAGAGAUCGAAGCCGGUUUUCAGUUGGAGGAGAGGUUCGUCCGAGUCAUCAAGAUCUGCUUCGAUUACGUUUCCCAGAACGCCAUAUAUUCAGAGUUCAAUUUGACGAGAACCAUUGACGGUUACCAAGUGGCCUUCCCCAGACCAGAUUUCACCGAAGACGGCUUCUACGAUGUCGGUGCGACGAACGUUAACAAUCUGUACACGCGCAACACCCAAAGGAAGACCAUCAACGCUCUUCUGGGUCUUCCUCCCGAUUCCAACAAGUACGUUGCUGCCAGUGGAAACUUCUACUUGGCCAGGGGACAUCUGACCGCGAAAGCCGACUUCCUUUACGGAUCUCAGCAGAGGGUCACCUUUAAAUACGUGAAUGUUAUGCCGCAGUGGCAGACCCUCAAUGGUAACAACUGGAACGCUCUUGAGGCCGACGUCCGAACGUUCGCUGCCGACAAGGGCCUAGAUCUGAUCGUGUACACGGGCGGACACGGCGUCUCCACUCUGCCCGACGCGGAAACCGGUGAACAGACUGAACUUUACUUGUACGUGGACGGCAAAAGGAAUGGGAUCGCCGUUCCACGGUUCUUCUGGAAGGUGAUCUAUGAGAAAUCCACCAAAGCCGGUCUCGCUUUCGUCGCCGUCAACAAUCCUUACGAUUUGGACCUGGAAGCUAACACUUUGUGCGAAAGCGUCUGCGAUCAGGCGGAUUGGCUCACAUGGAAGAACGACAACGUCGAGAAGGGCUAUGGUUAUUGCUGCGACGUUAAUGAAUUGAGGAAGAUCAUCAGGACGAUCCCAGACUUUCCAGUCACCUCAUUGCUAGUUUAACAAAUUGUUACACAUACAAUUAUUAAUUCAUGUUUUAAUAAAAUAUUUUAUAAACAAU
Messenger RNA from Nicrophorus vespilloides, 1384 nucleotides. RefSeq lists its product as uncharacterized. Gene Ontology annotation, molecular function: nucleic acid binding; RNA endonuclease activity; metal ion binding. Gene Ontology annotation, cellular component: mitochondrial inner membrane; nucleus. The transcript is spliced from 2 exons. Bases 121 to 1326 code for a protein of 401 amino acids. Lineage: Eukaryota; Metazoa; Arthropoda; Insecta; Coleoptera; Silphidae. The record is from RefSeq and is a predicted model, not a curated record. Gene Ontology annotation, biological process: apoptotic DNA fragmentation.